Molecule: messenger RNA, 4760 nt
Organism: Equus quagga
Lineage: Eukaryota; Metazoa; Chordata; Mammalia; Perissodactyla; Equidae
Gene: MCF2L
Product: MCF.2 cell line derived transforming sequence like
Exons: 32
Coding region: 524-4081 (1185 amino acids)
Biological process (GO): positive regulation of Rho protein signal transduction; intracellular signal transduction
Cellular component (GO): extrinsic component of membrane; cytoplasm
Molecular function (GO): guanyl-nucleotide exchange factor activity; protein binding
Source: RefSeq, a predicted model, not a curated record
GCCACACGAGCCCCCCUUCCAAGGAAGGAAACGCUGGGACGUGCGGGUGGAUCAGCGGGUUGCGGCCUCACCCGCCCUGCGGGGCCUUUUCUCCUGCCUACCCGUCCUGCCAGGGCUGGUGGCAGUCUCUACGGGCUGGCCCUCUGUGUGCAGGUGGCUGGCUCUGAGCUGUCCGAGUGGACUGUGGGCACCUGCGGUCAUUACGGAGGAGUGCAGCCUGGUCGCAGAGGCCGCCUUGUUGCUCUGUUGUUCUGUCUCAGGACUCUGUAAACCCAAGGUCACUAGAGGUCGUGUGCCCAGCUCCGUGUGCAGGCCAGCGCCCAGUGCCCUUGCCCCACGUCGCUGGUGCCCGCCUGGUGUUUGACUGUCCCCAGCGGGGACCUGCAGGACAGUGGAAGCUGAGUUCUGGCACGGGGACUCACUCGGCCCUGGGUGAGCGAGCUCGUCCUGAAGAAUCGAAGCCACUGCUGCUGCUGCUGCUGCUGCUGCUGCUGCUGCGUGUCCCUGGCGGGAAGACGACGCCAUGGCCCAGAGGGGAGCGUCCCGGGGCCGCCAGCGCUGGCUCUGCCUGCUGCCCUGGGGAUGCCGGGGGGCCUCGAAGCGCCCACUUUCAGAUGAAAUCAUGCACCAGGACAUCACCCCGCUCUGCGCCGCCGACAUCCAGGACCAGCUGAGGAAGCGCUUUGCCUAUCUGUCCGGCGGGCGGGGGCAGGACGGCAGCCCCGUCAUCACCUUCCCGGACUACCCGGCCUUCAGCGACGUCCCAGACAAGGAGUUCCAGAAUGUCAUGACCUAUCUCACCAGCAUCCCCAGCUUACAAGAUGCUGGCAUUGGGUUCAUCCUGGUCAUAGACCGAAGGCAGGACAAAUGGACCUCGGUGAAGGCAUCAGUCCUGCGAAUAGCAGCGUCCUUCCCAGCAAACCUCCAGCGCGUCCUUGUCCUGCGCCCAACGGGAUUUUUCCAGAGGACCCUCUCUGACCUCGCUUUCAGAUUCAACAGAGAUGACUUUAAGAUGAAGGUACCGGUCACAAUGCUGAGCUCAGUACCAGAAUUGCACGAUUACAUUGACAAGUCCCAGCUGACGGAGGACCUGGGCGGGACCCUGGAUUACUGCCACACCAAGUGGUUGUGUCACCGCACAGCGAUUGAGAGUUUUGCUGUCAUGGUGAAGCAGACGGCUCAGAUGCUGCAGUCCUUCGGGACGGAGCUGGCCGAGACGGAACUGCCCAACGACGUCCCAUCCACAAGCUCUGUGCUCAUCGCACACACGGAGAAGAAGCACAAAGCAAAGGAGAACAUGAGGCUGGCGCUGGACGAGGGGCGGAGCAUCCUGGAGAGCAUCAGGGAGCCUCUGGCCAGGAGCACGGAGCAGAGCCCGAACCAGGACCAGUUGGACAAUCAGACCACCGUGCAGAGGCUCCUGGCCCAGCUGAAUGAAACCGAGGCCGCCUUUGAUGAGUUUUGGGCAAAGCAUCAGCAAAAACUCGAACAGUGUCUGCAGCUCCGGCAUUUUGAGCAGGAUUUCCGAGAGGUCAAAGCCGCCUUGGACACGUUGGCCCAGAAGAUAGUGACCUUCACCGACGUGGGGAACAGCCUGGCGCACGUGGAGCACCUCCUGAAGGAUCUCACGAGCUUCGAGGAGAAGUCCAGUGCGGCCGUGGAGCGGGCCCGCGCCUUGUCCCUGGAGGGUGAGCAGCUCAUCGGCAACAAGCACUAUGCGGUGGACUCCAUCCGACCCAAGUGCCACGAGCUGCAGCACCUCUGCGACCAGUUUGCCGCCGAGGUCGGGCGGAGGAGGGGGCUGCUCGGCAAGUCGCUGGAGCUGCACAGCCUCCUGGAGGCGUCCAUGAAGUGGUGCGAUGAAGGCAUCUACCUGCUGGCCUCCCAGCCUGUGGACAAGUGCCAGUCCCAGGACGGCGCAGAGGCAGCCCUCCAGGAGAUCGAGAAGUUUCUGGAGACCGGCGCAGAAAAUAAGAUCCAGGAGCUCAAUAAAAUUUACCAGGACUACGAACUCAUCCUCACCCAAGACCUGAGGGAACACGUGCAGAAGGUCUUCCAGAAGCAAGAGAGCAUGGAAGAGAUGUUCCACCGGAGGCAGGCGAGCCUGAAGAAGCUGGCAGCCAAGCAGACGCGGCCCGUGCAGCCAGUGGCCCCCCGGCCCGAGGCGCUCGCCAAGUCACCCUGCGCCUCCCCAGGUAUCCGGAGAGGUUCUGAGAACAGCAGUUGCGAGGGCAGCGCGCGGAGAGGGCCCUACAGGAGGGCCAAGAGUGAAAUGAGUGAGGGCCGGCAGGGCCGAGGCAGCUCCACGGGGGACGAGGAGGAGAGCCUGGCCAUCCUGCGGAGGCACGUCAUGAACGAGCUCCUUGACACGGAACGGGUCUACGUGGAGGAGCUGCUGUGCGUCCUGGAGGGCUACGCUGCCGAGAUGGACAACCCGUUAAUGACACAUCUCAUCUCAACAGGCCUUCAAAACAAGAAGGAUGUUCUAUUUGGAAACAUGGAAGAAAUUUACCACUUUCAUAACAGAAUAUUCCUGAGGGAGCUAGAAAACUACAUAGACUGCCCAGAGCUGGUCGGAAGGUGUUUUCUAGAAAGGAUGGAGGAGUUCCAAAUCUACGAGAAGUACUGUCAGAACAAGCCGCGUUCCGAGAGCGUGUGGAGGCAGUGCGCCGACUGCCCCUUCUUCCAGGAAUGCCAGAAGAAGCUGGACCACAAGCUGAGCCUGGACUCCUACCUGCUGAAGCCAGUCCAGAGGAUCACCAAGUACCAGCUGCUGCUCAAGGAAAUGCUGAAAUACAGCAAGAGCUGUGAGGGGGCCGAGGACCUGCAGGAGGCGCUGAGCUCCAUCCUGGGCAUCCUCAAGGCCGUGAACGACUCCAUGCACCUCAUCGCCAUCACGGGCUAUGACGGGAAUCUGAGCGACCUGGGGAAGCUGCUCAUGCAGGGCUCCUUCAGCGUCUGGACGGACCACAAGAAGGGCCACAGCAAGGUGAAGGACCUGGCCAGGUUCAAGCCCAUGCAGCGGCACCUGUUCCUGCACGAGAAGGCGGUGCUCUUCUGCAAGAAGAGAGAGGAGAACGGGGAGGGCUACGAGAAAGCGCCUUCCUACAGCUACAAGCAGUCCCUGAACAUGGCGGCGGUUGGCAUAACGGAGAACGUGAAGGGCGACGUGAGGAAGUUUGAGAUCUGGUACAACGCCCGGGAGGAGGUUUACAUCAUACAGGCACCAACUCCCGAAAUCAAAGCGGCGUGGGUGAGCGAAAUCCGGAAGCUGCUGACCAGCCAGCUGCAGGCCUUCAGAGAAGCCAGCCAGCACCGCGUACUGGAGCAGUCCCAGAGCCUGCCUCUGCCUGCAACGGCCAGCGCAAGUCCCUCGAAAGGGAACACAAGAAACGUCAAAAAGCUGGAAGAAAGGAAGACCGACCCCCUCAGCCUGGAAGGAUACGUGAGCUCAACAUCGCUGCCAAAGGCCCCCGAGAAGGGCAGAGAUGACACGGUCACUAACUCUACCUCAGAAAGCUCUGCACUUUCCAAAAAGCGCUUUACCCUGCAGGGUUUUGCUAACCUCAAAGGUCAGAAAGCUUCUCCCACCAGUCCUGAAAAAAAAGCUAAACGGCACGAAGUAAAGAGCGAUCCCACGCCUUUUGGUUUACGAGGUUGGAGCAAAACGUCUCAGCCCUCCGAGGCCCCUGAGGACAACGACGGCUGGUCGAGUGCUGAGGAGCCCCUUAAUUCCUCGGACGCAGAGGAAGAAGGCGGAGUGGGCCCCAGGAAGCUGGUCCCGGGGAGGUUCACAGUUGUGGCGGAUGACGAGAAGGGCAGUCCUGACACGCUGGUCAUGAGGAGCGGGGACCUGGUGGAGGUGGUCCAGGAGGGCGAGGACUGCCUCUGGUAUGUCAGGAACCUGACCUCCAGCAAGGAGGGCUGGGUGCCGGCCGGCAGCCUGUCCGCGCGCCUCGGCAAGUCCAGCUCAGCUCAGUGCUUGAGCAGCUCAGAGUCCAGCGCAGGGUCCACCCUGCUGAGCAGCUCCUCCAGCUGCAGCGAGAGCUGCGGGGUCCCCCUCUCAGACCUGCAGGGGUAGCGCCGCCGGCCGGCGCAGGACACCGCCUGCGAACCUCUAAGUUUUCCUUUGCUUGGGCUUGCUUAGUUUGGUGAGGGGCGGUGCUCUAAGACGCCCUGGAAAGGAGGACCCUGCCAAGACCCCAGCGAGGAGCCACCCGCUGCCACGGGACCUCUCGGAGCAGGACAUGGGCGUUCAGAGGGAAGGUUCAGGAAGACUCUGCCCUCCAGCCCCCACGCCAGGACCCCAUCCCACGGCGCAGAAGCCAGUUUCCAGAGGAAGACCCGUCCACCGAGCUUCCUGGGAAAGUCUGGAAUGGAUGGGGGAGCCGCGGGCCAACAGACCACCAGUGCAGAAGACGCGAGGCAGGGACAUCCGACCGGCCUCUGCCAGGCGGCAGGGGAGCCUGUCCCAGCCACGCUGCUUUGUUUCCGGCGUCUCUGGUCUGGUGCUUUCUGCAGGGAUGCGUGUCCUUUGGGACUGCUCCCAAAAGCAAUGACCAUUUCACUGACCCAGCAGCUGGAGGAGAGAGGGGUGGGGGCUAUUGUGUCUUUUACGAGUUUCUUUUUAAAGCAGGGAUUAAUCCCACGGCCAUUUUUCGUGGUACGUUGGUCUCUAAUCUUUACCAAGAAUCACUGUGUUUACAUGAAAUGACAAUUUGAUACUGUAUUUGAUAUAAAACUAUUUUUUUGUUACUGGG